Phytophthora nicotianae INRA-310 is the source of this 1404-nucleotide messenger RNA. RefSeq names its product ribosomal RNA large subunit methyltransferase J. Gene Ontology annotation, molecular function: tRNA methyltransferase activity. The transcript is spliced from 2 exons. Bases 219 to 1196 code for a protein of 325 amino acids. Lineage: Eukaryota; Oomycota; Peronosporomycetes; Peronosporales; Peronosporaceae. Gene Ontology annotation, biological process: tRNA methylation; cytoplasmic translation. Gene Ontology annotation, cellular component: cytoplasm. The record is from RefSeq and is a predicted model, not a curated record.
GAUUUGGGUGCGAAAAGCUGCUCAUGGACUGUCGACGUUGCCUCACGCUGGAGAAUAGCGGAAUGAGCCAGCUGGUGUACACUUCAUGUUGGCAAAAUGCGACGUUUGGUACAGUAAUCCAGCCAUUUCCGGACAAUCCUCCAAUCAAAUCGCUCAAAACAGGGUAUAUAGGUCACUGUGAGCUGUAAAGCGUAUGACAUCUGUGGCUGCUGCCACAAAUGUCACAAUGCGCACAUGAAAGGGCGGAACAAUCGCUUGACCUCUUUCUCGCCAGUGGUGUCAUCAUGGGCAAGACUUCCAAGGACAAGCGGGAUAUCUACUACCGCAAGGCCAAGCAGCAGGGCUACCGCGCGCGUUCGGCUUUCAAGCUGCUACAACUAGAUGACAAGUUCGGGCUGCUGCAGGGCGCCACACGCGUCGUGGACUUAUGCGCAGCUCCUGGAGGCUGGAGCCAGGUGAUCGCGGAGCGAGUGCCCAAAGAAAGCGCUAUCAUCGCUGUGGAUCUCAUGGAGAUGGCGCCGCUGGACGGUGUGGUGCAGUUAAAGGGUGACAUCACACACAAGGCUACAGCAGACGAGAUCGUGGCGCAAUUCAAGGGACAGAAGGCGCAGGUAGUCGUGAGCGACGGCGCCCCCGAUGUGCUCGGACUGCAUGAUUUGGACGAAUAUCUACAGGCACAGCUCGUGCUGGCUGGACUCAACAUCAGCUUGCAAAUUCUGGAAGACGGUGGCACCUUUGUGGCCAAGCUCUUCCGAGGUAAAGAGGUGUCGCUGUUGUACGCCCAGCUGCGUAGAUUUUUCAGCAAGGUGACAUGUGCCAAGCCCAAGACUAGUCGCAACUCUAGCUUCGAGGCGUUUGUCGUUUGCCAAGAUUUCCGCUUGCCCAAGGAUUUCGUGCCAGACAUGGAGCGAAACUUGCUGGAUUUGCAGUACUUCGAAGAUGCCGAGGAUAACGACGACGAUGACUGGUACACGAGCCAGGUAUCAGCGGAGCGUGGCGUUUGUGUUGACGUUGUGUUUAUGGGCGCUGGUGACGUGUUUGGCUAUGACGCUGAUCAAUCCUAUCCGCUGGAUGAAGACGAGGGAGGCAACGUAGCCCAAGGCGAUGCCUCAAGGUAUGUCCAUCAGGAACCUCUACAGAAGCCUAUCAAUCCGCCAUACGCCAAUGCUCUUAAGAAACAGCAGCGUAAGCAAUAGAAGCAUGAUUAUCAUUCAGAAUGCAAUAAAGCGGAAAUUAUGCUUUUUCUAAGACUCCAUUGGGCUCACUUGCAGCCGUCUCCCCAGUUUCUUGACUGCGUUUCUUGCGUUUCUUCUUGGAGUCUUCCACUGAAGUAAAAAAAAACAAAAACAGUAAGACGUGAUGACAUUAUCGUGGCAAAACCUACUAUCACUGGCAAGUACUAUA